Messenger RNA from Alternaria rosae, 1620 nucleotides. RefSeq lists its product as uncharacterized. The record is from RefSeq and is a predicted model, not a curated record. NCBI's taxonomy places the organism in Eukaryota, Fungi, Ascomycota, Dothideomycetes, Pleosporales, Pleosporaceae. The coding region runs from base 146 to 1180 and encodes 344 amino acids. The transcript has 3 exons.
AUCUCGAAGCUCCAGAAGUAAAAGGCAUCAACGUUGAACGUGCUCAUUCCUUCUCACAUCCUGCUCAGUUCUGUUUCAUCCAUUCUUCUCUGCUGGCAGAUCCAUUCUUUCAACCGAUUUCAGACUCAGUUAAACUUUAUUCAAUAUGAGAUUUACCGCACUUACUCUUUUGGCCCUGGGUGCCUCAACCUCAGCCUACGUUGUACCCAACAACAAGCAAGUCGCUGAUAAUGCUGUCAAGGCACGCAUGCCUGGAAGCGGACCUGUCCACACAUCCAACCUCGUUGCUGCCCUUGCAGAACGUGGAGUCGAGGCCCGCCAUCACAAGGGCAAGGGUGGAAAAGCUGGUGGUGCCGGUGCCGGUGCCGGUGGCGCUGGUGGCUUGGCCAAGCUUUUCGGCCGUGAUGCCCAAGAGUUGACCCAGGAGGAGGACGAUGCUCACUGGGCCGACCUCCACACUCGCUCUCCUCACCACAAGGGCAAGGGCGGCAAAGCUGCUGGAGGUGCAAGUGCAGGUGCUGGUGGCCGGGGCAGGCUCAACAACCGUGAGGCCGAAGAGCUGACCCAAGAGGAGGACGACGCUCACUGGGCUGACCUCCACACUCGUUCCCCUCAUCACAAGGGCAAGGGUGGCAAGGCUGCCGGUGGAGCUGGUGGCCGAAAGGUCAACAACCGCGAGGCCGAAGAGCUGACCCAGGAGGAGGACGAUGCUCACUGGGCUGACCUCCACACUCGUUCCCCUCAUCACAAGGGCAAGGGCGGCAAGGCUGCCGGUGGAGCCGGUGGUCGUGGAAAGCUCAACAACCGCGAGGCCGAAGAGCUGACCCAGGAGGAGGACGACGCUCACUGGGCUGACCUCCACACUCGUUCCCCUCAUCACAAGGGCAAGGGCGGCAAGGCUGCCGGCGGAGCUGGUGGCCGAAAGGUCAACAACCGCGAGGCCGUGCCCGAGCCCCAUCACAAGGGCAAGGGAGGCAAGGCUGCUGGUGCUGGCGGCAAGGCCAAGGUCAACAACCGUGAGGCUGUCCCCGAGCCCCAUCACAAGGGCAAGGGAGGCAAGGCUGCAGGUGCUGGCGGCAAGGCCAAGGUCAACAACCGCGAAGCCGUGCCCGAGCCCCAUCACAAGGGCAAGGGAGGCAAGGCUGCAGGUGCUGGCGGCAAGAACAAGCAGAACAACUAGACGGACUUUGCAACCUCACGAGGUACCACGAAGGAUGUUGGGGGCAGAAGAGUCGGUGGCGCGAGUAACCUGGAUGAUUCCCUUAGUAUAUCUUUUCCCUAUAAUGUAGAUACGGAUGAAAACAAUCUGAUCAGUGAUCAUAAAAACCGGCGCCUGGACGUAUACAUUGGUCUCUGUGAUGUGCGUUUGCGUGAUCGUGAGCUAUCCUGGAGGUAUUCGAUCGGCCUGAGAAACUUGUGCGUCGUGUAAUAGUUGCUUGAACAUAUCCCCGCUCUUUCUGAUCUCUGAUGUGGGGUGGCCGACAAUUCCCGUGCACAGGUUCCCAGCGUCUGCUACUGUCGAGCUAGACUAGUUUUACUACAUUGAUAUGACACGGUAGAGUGCGACGUUUAAGUCGAAUUAAUCUUGCCUAGACGGUACAACCAUGAUGCGUGUUAUCG